AUGAAUAAUACUAGCUGUCAAUUCGAAACUCGGGAAGCUGAAUUUAAUCAAGCGGCACUUUAUCGUUACGACUAUCACUAUGACCAUCAUUACGACCAUCGUUACGACAAUCGUUAUGACAAUCAUUACGAAAAUCGUUUCAACCAUCGUUAUGGCCGUUACGAUCGUUCAGGAUUCAUUUCUUCAAACAAUCCUUGCUCAAGUCCUAGUGUUUCCGAAACAGAUAAUGUGAAGCUUUCACUCAAUAACUCUGCUGUAAAACAACCUGAUCCAAAUAUUAUCAAGCAGGUCAUCGACGAACUUGAUCCUAUUACUCUCUUAAGAAUUCAACAACAAAUCUCUCUUCAAAUUGAAGAUCUUAUACGUCCUGCCCGUAAAGUACGUAAAUCUGGUGUUCCUCGUCCACAAAAUUUAUUCGUCAUUUUUCGUAAAGACUAUCAAGCAAGAUUAAUUAAGAAAGGUCAUGAUGUUGGUGCUCUUUUAUCUCUCGUUUCAAAAGAAGCUUCUGAACAAUGGAAGCUUGUCGAUCAAUCCAUCAAAGACAUAUAUGAUAUAAUUGCUAACAUGGCAAGAAAAGUACAUGAAAGAACCUAUCCCGAUUACGUCUAUAAACCAAAAAAACGUCCUCAAAAAUCGGCUUUUAAUCGUGCUUUCGGUCCUAAUUUUUUCAAUCAACAUAAUUCUUAUUCGUUGUAUAAUCAUUCCAACUGUUACGCUAACAGUUGUUACGUUAAUAGCUGUGCUAACAGCUGCACUAACAGUUGCGCAAACAGUUGCGCAAGCAGUUAUGUUAGCAAUUUUGCUACACCGACGAUCAAUUUUACCAGCUUUAAAAAUAUAGCACCUCCAUCUCCUUCAACAACUUCUCAAUCUUCAACAAGUCCAACAUUAGACCAUUUGCCUUGGAAUUAUGGUAUAAAUUCAUUAAAGAAAAAUCACGCUGAUGAUGUAGCUUUAUCUCCUCUUCAUGUUCUGUCCGUUCCUUCUGCAGAAAAUUACGAUAAGAAAAUGUGUAGAUCUUUCGGAGGUCCACUUUAA
Molecule: messenger RNA, 1038 nt
Organism: Dentiscutata erythropus
Lineage: Eukaryota; Fungi; Glomeromycota; Glomeromycetes; Diversisporales; Gigasporaceae
Source: the annotation of a GenBank genome assembly